Pangasianodon hypophthalmus (striped catfish) is the source of this 5953-nucleotide messenger RNA. RefSeq names its product somatostatin receptor type 5-like. Gene Ontology annotation, biological process: neuropeptide signaling pathway. The transcript has 2 exons. Gene Ontology annotation, cellular component: neuron projection; membrane. The record is from RefSeq and is a predicted model, not a curated record. NCBI's taxonomy places the organism in Eukaryota, Metazoa, Chordata, Actinopteri, Siluriformes, Pangasiidae. The coding region runs from base 816 to 2273 and encodes 485 amino acids. Gene Ontology annotation, molecular function: neuropeptide binding; somatostatin receptor activity.
AACACUUAGAAACACUGAGCUGAUGAACACUGAGCUGAAGAACACUUAGCAGAGGAACCCUGAAGAACACUAAGAACACUGACACUAAAGAAGAAGAUCUAGACCCUUUAAUGCUCUGGUUCAGUUCCAGUGCCUUUUAGGAGGCUGAGAAGCUUUAAAGAUGCUGUACAUUGUGUAUAAUGUGGGGGUGAAUAAAGGGUUCCUCAGGGGUUCUUCAGCUAUUUAAUGGUCCUUAGAUUCCUCAGUGUGUUCUUCAUGGAACCAUUUCUAAAAGUAAAUCUGUCCUUUAGAGGGUUUGUGGAAAAGCUUUAGGGAUUUUUAAUGAUUCCAGGAAGAACAUGUUCAGGAGGAUAAGAUCCUCUACAACUCCUCUUUAAGACUUAAAGUACAACAAUAAGAGCCUUAAGGGUUCUGUGAUUCACACACACACACACACACACACACACACACACACACACACGGUAGCUCUCCCCGCCCCCUCUCUCUCCCCGGGCAGCGCGCGCUUAUCCAGCAGCAGCCGUUACCUGGUUACCGGUAGCCGGUGUCGCGCGCAGCAGUGCAGUGCGGCGGUGAGGGACUCAGCUUUCAGAGCGCAGUCACAGCGGAGAGUUUCACCGACACGCACGAGCCCGCCGCUUCCAGCCGCCUCACGCGCCUUCAUUUCCGUUAUCUCCCACUUCCUCUUCCUCCUGAUCCUCCUCGAGCUCCGCGCUGCUGCGGCUCUGCAGGAAUCCCGAGCUCCAGACUCGCGCUGUGAUCACAGGACAAUGGCCCCGAGCUGAGCACUGUGUGAGAGAGCAGAGAUCAGAGCUGUGAUGGACAUCUCGUCAGUGGACCCCUCUGCUGUAGCAGAGCUCUGGAACAACCUUUCCCUCUCAGGAUUCUUCUUCAACGAGACUUUUCUUAAUGAGACUUUUCUCAACAAGACUUUUCACAACAAGACUUUGCCCAAUGACACGUGCCUCUUCAACAUAUCCAACUGCACCAAUGGAACCGGAGCUGGAGGCAUCAGUGUAGCCGGGGUCCUUAUCCCACUCAUAUACAUCAUCGUGUGCAUCAUCGGCCUUGGUGGAAACACUCUGGUCAUCCACAUCGUACUGCACUACUCCAAGACGGAAUCCGUUACCAACAUCUACAUCCUUAAUCUGGCCAUCGCUGAUGAGCUGUUUAUGCUCAGCCUUCCCUUCCUGGCUGUCCAGAAUGCCAUGAUGUCCUGGCCCUUCGGCUCCUUCAUGUGCCGUCUGGUGAUGACCGUUGAUGGGAUCAACCAGUUCACCAGCAUUUUCUGCCUGAUGGUGAUGAGUAUCGACCGCUACCUGGCUGUGGUGCACCCCAUCCGCUCGUCAAGGUGGAGGAGACCACAGGUAGCCAAGGCUGUGAAUGGUUCCGUGUGGGCGAUGUCCUUUAUAGUGGUUCUGCCGAUGGUGGUCUUCGCUGGUGUGUUUGAGACAGGGGGGACGUGCACCAUCAACUGGCCAGAUACGUGCACCAUCUGCCGUGCUGCAUUCAUCAUCUACACCUCCACUGUAGGGUUCUUCUUCCCCCUGCUGGUCAUCUGCAUGUGCUACCUGCUCAUCGUGGUAAAGAUCCGCAGCUCGAGCAAAAAGGUCCACGCCACGUCGAGCAAACGGCGCAAGUCCGAGCGCAAAGUCACACGCAUGGUGGUGAUCGUGGUGGCUGUGUUUGUCUUCUGCUGGCUGCCGUUCUACGCUCUGAACAUCAUCAACCUGAUUGUGUUUCCACCACCUAGCGAGCUGCAGGGCUUCUACUACUUUGUGGUGGUGCUGUCCUACGCCAACAGCUGCGCCAACCCCAUCGUCUACAGCUUCCUCUCUGACAACUUCAAACGAGGCUUCCGGAAGGCUCUGUGCCGCUCGUCCAGAAAGGUCGAGAACCACGAACCAGCAGAACGUCAGGAGCAGGAGGAGCGCAGGCAGAUUCUGAUGCCCCGUGAGAGUCUGCGCAGAGCUGUAAGAGAAGAUGAAGAUGAGGAUGAAGAAGAGGACAGAGAGGAAGUUACGGAGAUGACUGAGAUCUGCAAGAUCACUCAGAACGGGAACGGCAGUGCACAGUGCACUCGCGCUUUGCUCUCCGAGAGGCCGUUAGCUCCGGGGCUCUCAGAGCUGAACUCUCCAAGAGCAGAUGGGAUUGGGAAAGGACCUGGAUUUGGGCCGAACACAGCACUGCUGAAUGGUGUGAAAAACGGAAAUGUGAAGCCACUGCCAGAGGAACCUGUAGAAAAGAACACGUCAUUGGAGAUCAGCUACUUGUAAAAUCUGUAAAAAAAAAUUUUUUUCUUUGUUAUUUUGCGACAGAGCCCCAGUAUUUCUAUACUUAUAUCUCAUAUGUUUCUGCCACAAGUGGAGCUUUGCCGAAAUUUUAGCUCAAGCCCUGUUUGCGUCCAAGAAAUUACAGUGUAAAUUGUGUAAAUGAUGUAAUAUUCCUUAGUGAAUUCCUUAUUUGUUGUUGUACAUCAGAAAGUUUAUAAAGCCAAGCUCAUGACUGUUCUUUCAGACUCUCACCUCUACUCUUUUCAUUCAGCCUGACUGAUACCUGAACAGACACAAAUCUGAUUUCCACUUAUACUCCAGCGUAAUUCAAUCAGAAGUGAUUUAUUGCAAACAGAGCUGCGUGACUUCAUGCUGCAAGUCAAGACAUUACACCUCCAUUAAACCUUAUAACCUAUAAGAUGAUGAAGGAAGAAAUCCUCGUGUAAAACUGUCUCGUUGUUUGCCAUGCUUCACAAGCCGGGGUCAUCUGCAUACGUUACGGAUCAGUUCAUGGUGAAUAUUUUUAGGUCAGCGUGUUUCAGAAUACUUCCUCAGGAACAUUUUAAUAUUCCAAGCAGAAAAUUUACAAGCAAACAGAAAACAUGAAACAUUUAUUCUUUACAGAAGUAAUCAAAUGGUGUUUUUAAGCUGCUGCAUAUGGAAAUGUUGUAGGAAAUAUUGUGCAAAGGUUUACACACCCAUAAAACACCAUAAAGACACAAAAUAUCCUGUCUGUUCAGGAGGUGUUGAUUAGUUUUCUAUAAUGGCAGCUCUGACAGUAGCACAGGUUUAUAUUAAUGUGCUCGUUUUAAUACGGUAUCGUUUCCAUAGUAACAGGUCAUUCACAGGGACGUGUACAGCAGACACAGCAGAAGUUUUCUGUAAGGAGAUUGUAACAUUUCUGGAAGGAGUCUCCAGUGUCAGCGCUUUGUAACAGUCAGAGGUAAAGCUGUAACUUUAGGUUUUCUGACAUCUUCAGGACAGAGGAGUUUACGCUUCUUUGCGGUUUCUCACUAACAAGACAAGAGAGAAUAAAGAGGCUGGUGAGGAAACGACUGUUUAUAGCUGCUAUAACGUAAGUGACAACAGGAACUCACCUGCUUCACUGACGUUGCAGAACAUUAAACGUAGCUAUAAAUGGUUAAAAAGUAUGGACCUGUUGUAUUGUAAUAAAUGAACAUUUGUACAUAUUAGAGUAUAAGAGUAUAAUUUUUCCAGUUUCAGAUUGUUGUCUUGUUGCAGGAUACACUCACGUUUCAUUCUUUAUUCUAUUCUUUUUAUUCUUUACAGAUAAAUUGAACAAGAAGUUUGUUAUUUUCUUAUUCAGACACACUGGCUGGGGUGUGCAAACUUUUGCACUCAACCAUAUAUUCACUUAAAACCAUGUGCAAAUUUUAAUUUAGUUUUCAGCAAAAGUUUUUAAGAGCACCAGCAACGUCAUGUCCAAGUGCCUCCUACUACAAACAUACUGUUCCCUCAAAUUCCACCCACGCAGCAAGAUCUGUAUACACACUCUUACACACACACACACACACACACACACACACACACACCACACACACACACACAGCACACACACACAGCACACACACACACACACACACACACACAGAGGGACAUUUGUGUCCAGCAUUGUAAGUCCACACACUUGACAUUCAGAGAUAUUUUGUGAAAGAGCUGUAAGACUCUUCUCUCUCUCUGAACAUUCAGGCAGUGUGUAAAGCUUCCUGUGUUAUACCGAGGUCCAGCAUACACCACCUCCACCUCCACCUCCAUCUUCACCUCCACCUCCAUCUUCACCUCCACCUCCAUCUUCACCUCCACCUCCAUCUUCACCUCCACCUACGCAUUCACACACAACACAAUUCACACACAACACAAUUCACACAUGGCUUAAAGUGAUUACAGGUUAUGUCAGAGACAGCGCAGUGCCACUGAUGCCUUCCUCAAGCCUGAGAGGAAAAUAACCAUUCCCUCUUACAUAGCUUCUUUCUUAAAAAACUCAUGUACUUAACUGGAUUGAUUCUGAUUGGUCAGAAGGUGUUGAUUAAUUUUCUAUAACAGCAUCUCUGACAGUAGUGCAGCUGCAGAUCACAGAUUUAUAUUAAUGCGCUCGUUCUAAUACGUUAUCGUUUCUAUAGCAACACCUAUUAAUAAACAGAUUUUAAAAAACUUUGCUCUGUAAGGAGAUGUUUAUGUAACAUGUAUGGAAGGAGUCUCCAGUGUGAGCGCUUUGUAACAGUCAGAGGUAAAGCUGUAACUUUAGUUUUCUGACGUCUUCAGGACAGAGGAGUUUACGCUUCUUUGCGGUUUCUCAGUAACAUGCGGAACAAGCUGAGAGCGAGAAUAAAGAGACGCUGGUGAGGGAACGCGUGUUUAUAGCUGCUAGAACGUAAGCGACAACAGGAACUCACCUGUUUCACCGACGUUGCACGGCAUUAAAUGUCGAUCUUUAAUAAAUAGUGCUGUGAUAUAAGACGAAUGAAACACUCGGAGAUGUGCUGUUAUAGGAAAAUAAUCAACUGUAGCUAUGGCGAUGCUGCAGUGCUGGUGUGUACAGGGUUUCACACAGAGGCGACCCGACCUCUGAUCGUAAUGAAUCUCUGUGAUUCAUUGGAUGUUUGCGACCCACUGAGACCCGCCCACCAGCGCAUUACUCACCUCUCAGCUCAGAUUUAAUUCAGGCUCGAACGCAGACAAAGCCAUUAGCUCACGAGUGAGAAUGCAGAGCGAGCCCACGGCUCCUUCAGCCCUGUUUUCACUUCUCUCUCUCUCUCUCUCUCUCUCUCUCUCUCUCUCUCUGUCUCAGUGCUCAAGUGUAAGUGUUUAUUUCAUAUCCGCUUGUGGAGAAUGUGUUUAGGAAAUUUAUUUAUUUAUAAAAUGUCUGAAUGCAGCGCUGUGUUUGUGCUCUGAGUGUCAGUGAGCCAUCUGCUGUCCUUUUUGUUGUUUUUUGUUUUUCAGCACAAUCAUGUGGGCUUUUCUCUUUUCUCUGUUUUGUCUCUGGAGAAGAUAAAGACGGAGACUCGGGGUCAGAAACAAUGGACAUUUUUAUUCAGCUGAGCGGUGAAUCUGUACUAUAUCCAGUUUUUUUUUAUUAUUAUUUCUUUAAUUCUGUGUGUAGGAGGUGAUGUCCAGCCAAAAUCCUAGAUUUCUAUAUUUCAUAAAAAAUAAGUGAAAUAAAUAUUUUAUCAAUGUUUACUGGCAUUGUGCUUCUUUCCUUAUUACCUAAUACAAGUUCAAUUCAGGUAUCCCUAAAAACCAUCACAUCAAACACUUAAUAGUCUUAACCUCUUUAACUGUUAACACUAUUUGUUUAGUUAUAUUUUUAAAGUUAAUUGCAAGCUUUGUUUUACAUUUGUUUUAUUGCCCUGUAAAUGUAGAUUCACUGGUGGAAUAAAACAAAAAGGCAAAACAUUUAAAAAUGAGUAGAAAUAUUGGAUAAAUUUAUAUAUGUUCAAUAUAUUUCCACUUGCAAAUAUGUCUCUUUUUUGCAUUUAAUACUUUCCCUGGAUGCAAAACUGAAGAACCCUUAAGAGUUCUAGAUCUGAAACUUUUUUCUAAGAAUGUUGAUUUUUAAGUUUUUACCAAAAAAAAAAAACCUUUCAGCAUUCAGUGUGUGACGUUUCUGCUUUUGAAAGCAGUUUUACAAGAAGCCUUUUCUGAAGAAACCUUAAGACUUAUUG